AUGUCAUCCGCCGUGGCACACCAGAAUGGUUCCGCAGGCUUACGGCCACGUGCGGUUCCUGACGCAAGGAAGGACGACGACGCUCUGCUCUCCUCUCAGGUAGAGAAGCUGGAUAACGAGUCAAGCGGCCGGUCGACCCCUAUCCCUGAAGAUGCCCCUCCGUCUGCGCAUUCGAUAUCCACGGCCAGGAAACAGGCUAGAGCUCGAAAUCGGCUCUUCUACACAAUCAAUUAUGUCCCGCGAGUGUCGCACUUUGACCCGCGAAGCGACUACCAUAAUUUUCGCGGCUUCUUUACCCUGUUCUGGAUCGGGUUGUUUAUCAUGGUUGUGACGACAGUUUUGCGCAACAUCAAAGACACCGGGUAUCCCCUGCGAGUCAGAGUCUGGGCGCUUCUGAGCGCCAACGUAUGGUCGCUGGGCUUCAGCGAUCUCGCUAUGGUAAGUAGUAGUGGAUUCGUGAUUCCACUCCAAUACCUUUCUCGGACCAAAGGUUGGUUUCGAUGGGAGCGGGGGGGCAUUGUUCUACAGAGCAUCUUUGAGGCAAUCUGGCUGAGCGUGUGGAUCAAGUGGCCGUUCAUGCUGCAAUGGACAUGGACCGCUCAGGUCUUCUUUACCCUCCACACCCUGACGAUUCUCAUGAAGAUUCACUCUUAUGCCUUCUAUAACGGCCAUCUCAGCGCAACAGAACGCCGACUUUCCGCUCUUGACAAGCCCGGAUCAGCGUCGAUGGACGCGGCCGUCCGGUAUCCCGAAGUCUCGUCCCCUAAGCAGCCGCUGCGCAGACCUAGUACUCAUGGAGCUUCGAGCUCUGUGACGCAACUGCGCGACGACUUAGCUACCGAGUUGACAUCUCCCAUGGGAAAUGUGACGUAUCCCCAAAACCUCACUCUCCCCAACUAUAUCGACUUCAUUUUCUGCCCUACACUCUGCUACGAGCUAGAAUACCCCCGGAACAAGGAACGCUCCUGGAUGGAAGUCGGCCUGAAAACCAUAGCCGUCUUUGGCUGCAUCUUCCUAUUAACGCUCACCAGCGAAGAGUUCAUCCUCCCAGUCCUUACCGAGGCAGGAGUCCGCCUGCACGCCACGAGCAGCCUCGCAGAAGCAGCCCUCGUCAUGGCAGAAGCAAUCAGCAUGCUCCUAUUCCCCUUCAUGAUCACCUUCCUUCUCGUCUUCCUAGUGAUCUUUGAAUACCUCCUCGGCGCAUUCGCAGAACUCACCUGCUUCGCCGAUCGCCACUUCUACUCGGACUGGUGGAACUCGUGCGACUGGCUCGAGUUUUCGCGCGAGUGGAAUAUCCCCGUCCACCACUUCCUCCGCAGACACGUCUACCAUUCUUCCCUCUCACACUUUUCUCAACCUGUCGCUAUGUUCAUCACUUUCCUUGUUAGUUCCAUCUUCCAUGAGCUGGUCAUGAGCUGCAUCACGAAGAAGCUCCGCGGGUACGGGUUCCUAGCUAUGAUGCUACAGCUCCCUAUCAUUGCUAUUCAGAAGUCCAAGUACUUCCGUGACAAGACGACUCUGAAUAACGUCUUCUUCUGGCUCUCGAUGAUCUUCGGUCUCUCUCUGAUGUGCACUUUGUACGUUCUUGUCUAA
Messenger RNA from Aspergillus calidoustus, 1593 nucleotides. Lineage: Eukaryota; Fungi; Ascomycota; Eurotiomycetes; Eurotiales; Aspergillaceae. The record is from the annotation of a GenBank genome assembly.